GCUAUUUUUAUUUUCAUUUCAUUCUCAUUCUGCAUGUACAGGUAAUAAGUUACCUGAAAGGUAUAAUAAUUUCCUUGUUUUACCAGAGUAUGUUAAAUUUUAUGUAUUGGUAUAUGUCAUUUAUAAGGGAAUCUAUAUGGUUGACUCUUUAAGACCCAUAAACCUGCUGAAUUAAAAUUUUGUGUAAUGGUUUUGCCCUGUUUGAAGGGGUUUGAAGAGUCCAUUCAUUACUUUGUGGGACUCCACUGAGGUUUUUUUACAUGAUGGAACAGGAAACAUUAUUUCGACAUAAAUGUUCCAUUUUAUGUAGGUCUAGACUAAUAAUUUGUGUGCUCAAUUUCAGAUCAAUUGCUCGCCUAAUUAUUCUGUGAAAAAUUACCAAAAAUUGAAAAGUUUUGCAAGUCUUUUUACUCAAAUCGGGCAAAGGGUAGCACAAAAAUACAAUUUUCAAUUUAUUUUAAAGCAGAGACCAAAUAUUUCUAUAUUAUCUGAAAAGACAUAUGAUGUGCACUAUUGCAUGUACAUGAGUGUAUACAUGUAUUGUGUUAAAAGAUUAUUUUUUUAUAAUGAAUGGUCAGAUUUUUAGUACCUGCCAUUUUCAGAAAUGUUAAUUUUUUUCAAAAAGAAGAAUUAAUUGUCUCAUCAAAACUUGUUUUAAAUUUCAGAGAAUGAGAUUAUCAAGCAGUCAAUUGACGUGAAAAAAGGCUUCGCUACCUUAUCGUUUAUCAUAGCUGCGGCAUUUGUAUUACCAGCUCUGACCCUCCUAGGUCGAGCCAUUCACAAGAUCAACAAUCAAAAGAUUAAAAUGUUCAGCCACCAUCUUGUCUACUUCACCUGGCUACUCGUCUCUUGUCUGUUGAUAUGUAUAUUGAACGUGUUGAAUUUGUUCGAUAAUUUUAUCAACAGCGACAACCAAUCAAAGUCCGGUAAAACGUGUUACUAUAUUUAUGUUUUGUACAGCACGCUGGUGUCAUUCGUUGGAAUUUGUUUGGUCAGUUUAGCUAUCGAUGUUACAUGGUUGACUGCUUCCACGACCCAGCACCUUGUUGAAAUUGCGAGGAAGAAAAUGAGAAUUCACAUCAUCUGUUUUAUUUUGUUGAUUGUGUGUUUCUUCAUCAACAAUGUGCCCCAUUUAAGUCAGCAUGUAAGUUUUAGAAGCCUUAAUAAAUGUUGGAAAGGAAAUGCAUACGAAGGACAUGCAAAUAUAGCUGCGGUGAUAGACUUAGUUCAGCAUGGUGUUAUUAUUUUUACGACGUCUGUAACACUACUGCUUGCCAUGUUUGUUAUUAGAUAUAAAACAAGACAAAAAGAGCUUAUGGUUAUACCUGAGUACAUGAGGGUAAUGGAUAAUGAUGCAGAUACAAAUAUAGGCGACAUUGAGCAAACAGAGGAAGGUUUACAGGCAUCCGUCUCUGUAGAAACACCAAGCUCUGAGCUGAUUGCCAAAUCAGAUGAACAAGCCAUGGGGUACAAAAGGUUCGAGCCACAGGCCAACGAGAAUGGGAAGCAACGGCUACUCUAUAGACAAAAUGGUUCUUUGAAGAGAAGUUCAAGGUGGAAAGCAGAGAAGGACAGUUCCAGUAAAGACUCAUCGUGUCAUGAGAACUCUGGCUACAUUUCUGAAGAGCAAGAUGGCCAUGAACAGAGAAGACUAAACUUGGGCUUUAAUUCCACAAGAAGAAGAAUCAAGAGUGAUUCAGAGAUUCAGGAACCAAGAUCACAAACUUAUGUUGCUGUAAGGAAGAGCAGGAAGCAGAAAUCACACAAGAUGAUGGAGGAUCAAGUAUUUGAAGCUCUUGAAAACUUCUUCAUGACUGACCCCAGCAAGUUACUGUUCAAAGCUUUAGCAUCACAGAAACAGUGUGAGCUUAGUGCCCAUCUUAUUGAUGAUAGUAAUGAAGACAAAGAAGUUGAAGAAGAAACAAGCUUCAAUGACAAAAAAUUGAAAAAACUAGAAAUAAGGAAAAAGAAUAUAAAAUUACCCCUAAGGAAAUCAAAGAGCUUAAAAGGCCCUUCUAGUCAUACUGACCGAAAGUCUAGGACCAAUUGGUCCAGUUUAAGCUAUAAAGGGAGGUCAAGCAUAAAUGGAGGACAGUCCAUUGAAUGUUUGGAUUUUUCACAAUGUCCAGAAACUUUUACUCUCAGAGAAAAAGGAAUGGAAAGCACAAAAGGCACUGAGAUUGAUGUAUCAAAGACUGCAGCUGUACAGAAGGAUUCCAUAGGGGUUGAGAAAAAGAAGAUAGAGGUUUUCAACAGUCCAAAGAUAAUUGUUGAAGACGUGGACAAAGAACCUACUGCUCUGGUCAGUGAACCAAAUAAGAUUGCAAGGGAAAACAGUGAUCCACAUCUGUCUGUGAAUGUAGAUGUACACUGUUCUGACUUUAAUGUUUCCAUCUCAAGUAUGGAUACAAUUGUUACAGACAUUGAAUGUCAUAUCAAAGAGCAUUCAAGAUCAAAGUCUGUGGAUAUGCCUAAAACGCAACAAGCUAGGGACAUUGCAGGUGGUAUUGAAGACAAUGCACGAUCAAAGUCCAUCGAUGUGCCUAAAACACCACUAAACGGUAUCAAUUGGGUUGAGUUUAUGCCUGAUGACAAUGUUAAAAUGGCUAAAUUGAAAGAUGAGGAGGUAAGAGAGAGCAACAGCUUGUUUGUUAACGUUGAGACACAGACUGAUAAAAAUGAUGCUGUGGGAACUGACAAACUGGAAACAGAUGCAGUGUUUAGUGACAUUGGGAAAAAUAAUCAGGCAGUGUUAAGUGAUAUUAAGAAAAAUGAUCAGGCAGGGGUUGAUAUGAGUGUCAAUUUGAAAUCCGACAGAGAUGGCAUGGAAACUGAAAUUGGUACAAAAAGUGAAAUCGCAGUGGAGGUUGCUAAUACUUCAGAAAUUGAGACAGAAAACUCAGUAGAGAAAAGGAAAGAAGAAAUGGUACAAUUUAAAGACUACUGCAAGAGGUAUUUGUUGCAACCAUACAAAAACAUUACAGGGUUUUUGGUGGUUUAUGCUGUUUGUUUAUUGCCACAGAUUUUGUUGGAUAUAUACAGGAUUGUGGCUGGAAAUCAGGAGACUGUUCUGGAUCGGACGGACGGAAUCAUUGCAAUAUGCUCCGACGCUGCACAACCUGUGUUCUUACUGGCAAUUACUGUACUCUUCCUGUGGCAGUGUCGAGAGAGACGGAACAUAAAAGAAGAAGGAAUUUCACAACAAUAAAAAAACAUUUUGCGUACUGCAGUGACCUUUAUACGCGCCUUAUUAGAAACAGUUGAUACAGGAAAUGAAUUUACACAAAUAACAUCAACAUAAACAAGCAAAUAAUAAUAAAGUGAUGUAAAUGUUUGAGAAGAAAAAAUAAAAAUUUCUCAAGAGCCUAGUGCAAACGCGGGUUACCAGAAACCAAAGCAUGAAAAAGCUAUAACCCAAAUUUAUAGAAACAUUACCAAUAAGCAUCAAUAGUGAUAUUAUCAGAUACCAGAAAAAUGGUCCUAUAAUGGCAGAAAAAGUACAAUAACAUUACAUUGUGUUUUCACAAGUUCAACAAUGAAUUACCAUAACAAAUAAUUAAAUACAUUUAUAAUAAUGAUACAUCACACAUGCUACAGCAAUAACAAAAUACCAUAAACACCUAUGCUUCAAAUAUAA
Ruditapes philippinarum (Manila clam) is the source of this 3637-nucleotide messenger RNA. RefSeq lists its product as uncharacterized. NCBI's taxonomy places the organism in Eukaryota, Metazoa, Mollusca, Bivalvia, Venerida, Veneridae. The record is from RefSeq and is a predicted model, not a curated record. The transcript has 2 exons. Bases 806 to 3208 code for a protein of 800 amino acids.